Salvia hispanica is the source of this 786-nucleotide messenger RNA. Lineage: Eukaryota; Viridiplantae; Streptophyta; Magnoliopsida; Lamiales; Lamiaceae. The record is from RefSeq and is a predicted model, not a curated record.
AUGGAGUCUUCUAUCUUCUCCUUUGCUCUUUCCACCUUAUUCUUAAGCAGCUUUACCCUCUCCUUCAAUUCUGUCAUCACAGAUAAGCAUGCUCUUAUUUCCUUUAAAAACUCCAUCACUUCCGACCCUUAUGCUAUUUUGAGCACCAAUUGGUCUCAAAAUACGUCAGUUUGUAAUUGGGUUGGUGUGUCGUGUGGCCUCAAACACGGCCGUGUCACUGCUCUCAAUCUCUCUGGCUACGACCUUGCUGGAACUGUUGAUCCACAUCUCGGAAACCUAACGUUUCUAAGAUAUUUGGACAUCAGUUCCAACAGUUUCACGGGGAUCUUAUCAUUUGAGCUCUCUAAACUGCGUCGUUCGAAGGUGAUGAAUGCGGGAGUCAAUUCAUUCACAGGAGAAAUACCGACAUGGUUGAGUAAUUUACCUCAACUGGAAGAACUCUAUUUGUACAACAACACUUUCUUCGGUACAAUUCCUGCGUCUUUGUUUAACAUCUCAAUGUUACAAGUAUUAGACUUGUCCAAUAAUCAAUUGAGUGGUUUCAUGCCACAUGCUAUUUUCAACGUGUCUUCCCUCAGAGAAAUCAAAAUUAUAAAUGAUAGCUUAUCAGGACAGCUUCCAAAUGAUAUGUGCAACAAUAUGCCCAACAUCAAAAGAUUGUCAAUCUAUAGGAACCGACUUGAAGGGCAGAUUCCGCCAAAUAUCUGGAAAUGCACACAUCUUGAGGUGUUAUCAUUAUCCUUCAACAAUUUCAAUGGAAACAUCCGCGUGAAAUCGGGAGACUGA